AAGGCGGGCAGCGCACCAAAACAAACAUGGCGUCGUCUGCUCCGGAUCGCCUGACAGUCCUACGGCGACACUUAUCCUGCCCUGGGCGAGACGGGGCGGGGCGGGGCGCGGCGGGGCGAUGGCAGGGGGCGGCGGCAGGACCCCAGGACACAAAGGGCGCGGCGACCCCUCCCGGCGGGCCCUCCAUACCCCAGAAAAGGCAGGAGGUCUUGAAGUGGAACGGCUGGGGCUACAAGGACUCCAAGUUUGUGGUUCAUAAAGGGGACGACUACUAUGUUUCCUUCACCGGCAACAGGUAGGUAACGCACAUCACACCUACCCACCAGAUUCUCGUACUCAGAGCCG
This is a messenger RNA of Eriocheir sinensis (Chinese mitten crab), 345 nucleotides long. RefSeq names its product alkyldihydroxyacetonephosphate synthase, peroxisomal-like. Bases 27 to 299 code for a protein of 90 amino acids. The transcript has 2 exons. The record is from RefSeq and is a predicted model, not a curated record. Lineage: Eukaryota; Metazoa; Arthropoda; Malacostraca; Decapoda; Varunidae.